Doryrhamphus excisus (bluestripe pipefish) is the source of this 2326-nucleotide messenger RNA. It is a transcript of the gene blzf1, whose product is annotated as basic leucine zipper nuclear factor 1. Gene Ontology annotation, cellular component: Golgi membrane. Gene Ontology annotation, biological process: Golgi organization; Golgi to plasma membrane protein transport. NCBI's taxonomy places the organism in Eukaryota, Metazoa, Chordata, Actinopteri, Syngnathiformes, Syngnathidae. The record is from RefSeq and is a predicted model, not a curated record.
UUGCCAACUCAGUCCGCCUGCCCGGCGACAAAAUAAACAGCACCAUUGCGGAAUCGACGGUAACCUAAAUACAGCCAACUUAAAAUCCGCAUGCUAUUGUUAUUACAAUUAGAGGUUAAAAUGUUUUAAUCUAUGGACGUUUCUGGCCAUUUUACCUCUCCUUUUCUCCUACCGUAAGGAGUUCAUCCUAAGAGGAAUUGACUGGAUCACACUGGAUCUAGAGAAACUGUCAACCAUUUAAACAACCGACUACCGUCAUGACUGCCGCAAUCCGGGAAUCUUCCCGAGUCCCAGUUCGAGUAGCUGGUGAUGGCAUGGAAACUGAAAAAAAAACCUCCAUCUUGGAGGCCAGCACAGAUAAGAUGCCACUUGGUCCGGUAUGCGUACCCGUCUUGCAGGCAGCAAGUCCCAAGCACAUUACAAAAGCUUCCCAACUUCCUCCCACUCUUUCCCCGCAACCUAUUGGGGUACUCCACCUGGGCAAAGUGUGUAAGGAGGCCUGUACAGAAGUCGAGGCUGUAAGGAUAGUUGUCCCUCGUGCUGCCAUAAGUAGAAGUAGCCGUGCAGCUGAGGGGAAAGGAGAUGCAGGGCAACAGGCAGAGGAGCGAAGUUCCUCCCCGCAGCCAAUGGUGGAGGACUGGAGAGGCCAUCUUGAGAAGCUUCAGAACUCAGAACGCAGGCUGCUGCAGGACAAAGAAGGCCUCUCUAAUCAGCUGCGUGUACAGACAGAGGUGAAUCGUGAGCUCAAGAAACUGCUGGUGGCGUCUGUCGGUGAUGAUUUGCAGUACCAAUUUGAGCGUCUGGCCCGUGAGAAGAAUCAGCUAAUUCUGGAGAACGAGGUUUUGGGUCGAAGUUUGUCACACACGGCAGAACAGCUGGAACGCAUGAGUAUCCAGUGUGACGUAUGGAGGAGCAAGUUCCUGGCCAGCAGAGUGAUGGCAGAGGAGCUGACAAACGCCAGAGCAGCUCUGCAACGCCAGACCAGGGAGGCACAAGGAGCCAUCCAAGACCUGUUGUUAGAACGAGAAGAGUACUCAAGAGAAAUGGUACACACCCACAGAUCUCUGGAGCAGCUCCUGGUGUCUCUGCAGUGGGGCAGACAGCAGACAUAUUACCCCAGCGCACAGCCGCUCAGCACAGGAGAGCUGGCAGCGGCCAAUCACAAGCUAGCAGACACCAUCAACUCUCACCUGUUGGGCAAGAACACCGGCAGUGUGGUCAAAAGUAGCAAUGCAACGUCUGAGCAGGUCUGCAGCACACCAGCAGAGAAGAUGGCUGAGAAGGUGCUGAAGAUUUUAGAUCCAAUUUCCUGCACAGAAAACCAGACAGAGUCUGCACUAAGUGACUCACCCCCUUCAAACUUUCUGGGCAACAAGAAGAGCAUCGGCAGAUUUCACCCAUACACUCGCUAUGAGAACAUCACUUUUAACUGCUGCGAACACUGCACUGGAGACAUCAUUGUGCUGUAGACGAGCACCAACACGCACCAUCUUUUCUUUACAAUAUCGCCAAGCAAACGUUGGCUUUCAUCGUGGUCAUCUUCAUAUUAUUGGCAAGUAUUCUGAAAACGAUAACACAUUUGCAGUAUUUCAAAUGGUAUCAAGUAUUAACACAUGCUGUCACAGGUGAAAUGAUUACAUGUUGUUUUCAAGACUUGACGAGUGAAACUGUAAAUUUGUGAAAUCAUUGUUUUUUGUAAGAAUGAAAGCUGUAAUACUUUUAAAUAUGUAUUCCAACAUUCUUUCCUACCUUAGGUCCAAAGUCUUGUUGAUACAUUUUAUCAGUGCUCUGGCAGUUGCAACUUCCAUCACGUCCUUAUUUUUCCUCAAUGAUCUUUUCUUGUAGUGUCGUCUGCGACACUUAGUGGGAAGCAUUGUGUAAAGUGAAGUGUACCAUUUUUUUCAUACCAGUGUUUUAUUAGAUUUUUCUGCUUAUUCUAUUUUAUUUAUGAUUUGAAUGAACGACUUGGACAUGUUAAACUUUUGGAUAAUUAUUUAUAAUGUAAUCAUGGAUUUAACAUAUUGAAGUUUUUUAUGUGUACAAUGCAUUUCGGAGCCAUAAGCUGGUUCAGUGGUGGUGUCAAUGGUCCCAAUUAAGGAUCUUCUGUAGACAUAUACUGGUUUAUAUUCUAAGCUACAACAUGGAGCAGGCCUUAACCAGCCAUGACAUGAAAUUAAAGUAUGCUUCAAGUAAACUGACUUGUAUUUAGCUUGUUUGAACAAUGUCCUUAGUUAGGAGAAAACGUAUUUUGUGUUAUUUUUUUCAAACCACAGAAAUACAAAGUAUGUAUUGUUUUUAAUUUGCACAGAAAGCAUUCAUUUUGUAC